AUGCGAUCAAUUAUCACGGAUGUGAACCGCCAGAUGGAAAGACUGGAGCGAGAUUUCAUCAACUUCAGCCCUCUUCGCUGUCUGAUGCCGCGCGCUAUACCUAUUCAGGGCACCGGUGCCGCAUUUGACGCCUACAGAGUAAACAUUGAUGUGCAAGGCUACAAGCCCGAAGAAAUCAGCAUAUCUUUGAAGGAUGGCGUGCUGUCCGUCAGGGCCCAGAUGGAGCGAAGUGCCGAAGACGGAAGUAAGUUCUACCAGGAGGUGAAACGUGAGUUCACACUGCCGGAUAACAUUGAGCAGCGCUCCUUGAAAUCGUUUCUGAGUCGCGACGGAGUUCUUUGUGUGGAGGCACCUUUCAAGUCCGAGGAAAAGUCCAAAGAGAUCCCCGUUUCCCAGGAAUAG
Bacillus rossius redtenbacheri is the source of this 402-nucleotide messenger RNA. RefSeq names its product heat shock protein beta-1-like. Gene Ontology annotation, cellular component: cytoplasm; nucleus. Bases 1 to 402 code for a protein of 133 amino acids. The transcript has a single exon. The record is from RefSeq and is a predicted model, not a curated record. Gene Ontology annotation, biological process: protein refolding; response to heat. NCBI's taxonomy places the organism in Eukaryota, Metazoa, Arthropoda, Insecta, Phasmatodea, Bacillidae.